Colletes gigas is the source of this 1513-nucleotide messenger RNA. RefSeq lists its product as uncharacterized. NCBI's taxonomy places the organism in Eukaryota, Metazoa, Arthropoda, Insecta, Hymenoptera, Colletidae. The record is from RefSeq and is a predicted model, not a curated record. The coding region runs from base 95 to 1372 and encodes 425 amino acids. The transcript has a single exon.
CUGACAAGGAAGCAGGCACGGAUUCUAAAGAAAAGUCUCCUGCAGGACGCUUAUAUAAAGAUGAUCGUGUGCCGUGAUCUUUAUUUCUUUAACCAUGUCGAAGUCAGAGCUGGAAGUUCAAGUUGCAUCCGAACAGUUGAACAAAGUGUGCUCUCGUGUGAACGUCUCUGACAAUUUGCUAACUUUCCAAGAAGUCCAACAUAUAGUAAAAAGUUCGUGUGGCGGUGAAGCAAAGGUUCAGAAGUUUUCGUUGGAACCGUACUCUAAUAAACAGCUUGGAUUUCAGGGAUCUCAUAAACGGCUCACCGUGGAAAUUGAAACCAAAAAUGGAAAACGAACGUUGUCUUUCUUCGCCAAGUCCAUACCUUACGACAUACCCCUUCAGACUGAGUACAUGAUCGAGAAGUGUGUCUUUGACAAGGAAAGAAUAUUCUAUCGUGACAUAAUUCCUGAACUUCGUCGCCAAUACAAAUGUGAGCCGUGGGUUUCAACCUGUUACUUGAUUAAGGAUAAUUUGCUGGUCUUCGACGACUUAGGCGCUAAAGGUUACGCGAUGAAGAACAAAUUGUUCACCAAGGAACUUACUGUUUCCGGUCUAACGACCAUUGCACGAAUGCACGCGUCGUCUCUUUUGGCAGAAGCGCGCCUUGGAAAGACUUUUAAGGAGAUGUAUCCUCAUGCUUUCGUGGAAAGUUCUUUUUGUCACACUGGGAAACUUCGAAGAUGGUUCGACGUCGGUAUCGAAACUAUCGUUGCUGUCGCUGAACACCUUGGUCUUGAUGCUAGUUUAAUACCAACGACUUGCAAGGAAGUGUAUCACGCCGUAGAAAUGUCACCUACAAAACACAACGUGGUCAGUCAUGGAGAUCUGUGGGGGAAUAAUCUCAUGUUUAGUAACGAUAUACCGCCAAAGUGUUUGCUAGUGGACUUUCAAUUGUUGAGGUAUUCGCCCUUAGCACACGACGUGGCCCAGUUCCUGUACCUUUGCACCGAUCGUAGUUUUAGAGAAGCGUCGGAAGAGACUAUGUUGAAACAUUAUUACAGUGUUCUGCGUGAAACCUUGAAUUCAAUGAAUUCGAUCUCCGUAGAGGUUCCAUCUUGGUCAGAGUUAGUGCAAGGAAUGGAAGAACAACGAUUAGGUGCUUUGAUCACUGCAGCUAUAUAUUAUCAGACUGUGUUGAUGGACGAGGACUUGAGUGCGCAGAUUAUGAACGAGGCUGAUCGUUUCAUCGACUACGUCUUUCAAAAUAGAAAGAACAUAGUUCUCAAGGCCAUGAAAAAUGAUCCCGUAUACAGUAAAAGAUUGGGUGACACUGUUGCCGAAUUGGUCGAGCUCAGUUUUCGACUCGAAGAGUUACCAAAACCAACGUAAUGUUUAAAAAUAUCAUUUUUAUUCUCUUGUUUUCCUACUAACAUUGAAACGAGUCUUUAGGCUAAGUCUGAAUAUUGAACCGAACAAUAUGUGACCUGACAUGAUGCUGAAAAAUAAUGAUAUCGUUUUAAAAUAUUAUUG